Molecule: messenger RNA, 1950 nt
Organism: Fonsecaea erecta
Lineage: Eukaryota; Fungi; Ascomycota; Eurotiomycetes; Chaetothyriales; Herpotrichiellaceae
Product: succinate dehydrogenase [ubiquinone] flavoprotein subunit, mitochondrial
Exons: 9
Coding region: 1-1950 (649 amino acids)
Biological process (GO): mitochondrial electron transport, succinate to ubiquinone; tricarboxylic acid cycle
Molecular function (GO): flavin adenine dinucleotide binding; electron transfer activity; succinate dehydrogenase (quinone) activity
Source: RefSeq, a predicted model, not a curated record
AUGAGCUGUCUCAAGAUUCUGCGGAGCUUAGGUCCCGGCAACAAGUUCUCGACAAGCUUGAGACAAACCAACAGGCGUCAAUUUUCCUCCACGAGACCUGUCGCCCGGGUCAUCGCCUCUCAACCUUUGCGAGCGAAAGAAGCCGAAUCCUUCCCCUAUGGCACCUAUCCGAUCAUAGAUCACGAAUAUGACGCCGUGGUUGUCGGUGCAGGUGGCGCAGGUUUACGAGCAGCAUUCGGUCUUGCCGAAGCUGGCUUCAAUACGGCAUGUAUCUCGAAGUUGUUCCCUACGCGAAGUCAUACGGUGGCGGCGCAGGGCGGCAUCAACGCCGCGCUGGGAAACAUGCACGAGGAUGAUUGGAGAUGGCACAUGUACGAUACGGUCAAAGGAUCAGACUGGCUCGGUGACCAGGACGCCAUUCAUUAUAUGACCCGCGAAGCCCCUCGAUCCGUCAUCGAACUCGAAGGUUACGGAUGCCCAUUCUCUCGAACCGAAGACGGCCGGAUAUACCAGCGUGCUUUUGGCGGACAGUCGCAGAAAUUUGGCAAGGGCGGGCAGGCAUAUAGAUGUUGUGCCGCUGCCGAUCGAACGGGUCAUGCUCUGUUACAUACCCUGUACGGUCAAUCGCUCAACUACAACACCAACUAUUUCAUUGAAUUCUUCGCACUAGACCUGCUCAUGGAGGACGGAGUGUGCAAGGGCGUCAUCGCAUACAACCAGGAAGACGGCACUCUCCACCGAUUUAAGGCGCAAAACACCGUUCUGGCAACAGGCGGCUAUGGUCGAGCCUACUUCAGCUGCACGUCGGCGCACACGUGUACCGGUGACGGCAUGGCGAUGGUCGCUCGUGCAGGUCUGCCGAAUCAGGACCUCGAAUUCGUCCAAUUCCACCCGACCGGUAUCUAUGGGGCUGGCUGCUUGAUUACCGAGGGAUCUCGUGGCGAAGGUGGCUACCUCCUCAACUCCGAAGGUGAACGAUUCAUGGAACGUUACGCUCCCACUGCCAAGGAUCUCGCAUCCCGAGACGUGGUGUCACGAUCGAUGACGAUGGAAAUCCGUGAAGGUCGCGGCGUUGGACCGGAGAAGGACCACAUCUAUCUCCAGCUCAGCCACCUGCCUGCUGAGAUUCUCCACGAGCGACUUCCGGGCAUCUCGGAGACGGCCUCGAUCUUUGCUGGCGUCGACGUCACUAAACAGCCUAUCCCGGUCCUGCCAACAGUCCACUAUAACAUGGGCGGCAUCCCGACCAAGUACACCGGUGAAGUGCUCCGUCUCGACGCCCAGGGCAAGGACGAAGUCGUUCCUGGACUGUUCGCCUGCGGUGAAGCCGCCUGUGUCUCUGUCCACGGAGCCAACCGACUGGGCGCCAACUCUCUGCUCGACUUGAUCGUUUUUGGGCGUGCGGUGUCGCACACGAUCCGAGACAACUUCUCACCUGGCCAGACGCAGAAGGAGCUCGCCGCCGAGGCGGGCGCAGAAUCAAUCAACGUGCUGGACAAGAUCCGGAACUCCAGCGGCCCCAAGAGCACAGCAGAAAUUCGGGCUGCCAUGCAAAAGACCAUGCAGACCGAUGUCAGCGUCUUCCGAACGCAGGAGUCGCUGGACGAGGGUGUGAAGAAGAUCACCGAGGUUGACCAGAUGUUUGACCAGGUGGGCAUCAAGGAUCGAAGCAUGAUUUGGAACUCCGAUCUCGUGGAGACCCUCGAGCUGCGGAAUCUCUUGACAUGCGCGACGCAAACCGCGGCCGCGGCGGCGAACCGCAAGGAAUCCCGCGGUGCGCACGCCCGCGAAGACUACCCGGAACGUGACGACGAGCACUGGAUGAAGCACACCCUUUCGUGGCAGAAGUCGCCACACGGCAAAGUCGAGUUGGGUUACAGAGCGGUCACCAGCCACACCCUUGACGAGAACGAGUGCAAGUCUGUCCCGCCUUUCAAGCGAACGUAUUAA